AAUAAACAUAGCUAAAAGUAAAGAGUAAUGAUGCUGUCCUUUUUUCUUUUUUUUCCCUUAGUCUUUCUUUCAUUUUUAUUAUAUCAUCAUCGUAAUAAGAACUCUUACUACUAUGGGGAAUUGGGAGUUAAAUUCAUCAUCUAAUUCAUCUGUUACUCAAUUAGUAGAGGAAGAAGAACGUCAACCCCUAUUAUCACAGCAAAAUAAUAAUAAGUUAAUAUCCUCAUCUAGUUCAUAUGCCAAGUUCAAUAAUCCAGUAGAUGAUAUAAGUACUGCACCUAAAACUCGAUGUGCAACCAUCAUAUCGUAUUUUCAACGAUUCAGGAAAACUCAUAGGGAGUUUUUGGCAGAAUUUAUUGGUACAAUGAUUUUAGUUCUUUUACUUUGUGGUGUUGCUGCUGAAGAAACAUUAUUUGCUACUAAUUCGCAUAAAUCUUGGUUAACGAGUUCUAUCGGAUCAGGGCUUGCUGUCUUGAUUGCCAUUUGUGUUUCAGGCCAUGUUUCUGGAGCACAUCUCAAUCCGGCAAUCACUUUAACUUUUAGUGUCUUUAGCGGGUUUCCAAUUCACAAGGUACCUAUCUAUAUAGCAGCUCAAUGUUCAGGUGCCUUUGUGGGAGCAGCCGUCUUGUACAUUCUCAUUCAACCUGCUCUUACCAACUUUGAUCAUGGAGAACGUCAAAUCCUGGGUGAAUUCGGUACAGCAGGUAUCUUUGGAACCUAUGCCCCACCUCAUGUUACACUAGGAACUGCAGUCGCGUCUGAAAUGGUCGGAACCGCUUUACUUUUGCUCAUCGUCAUGGUCUCGGGUCAUCCGAAUAAUUUACCCUUCAAGAGAGCUCAAGGCAUUAUGGUGGCAGUAGGUAUCAUGAUACUUGUGAUGAGCUUAGGAUACACCUCUGGGUUCUCCCUGAAUCCCGCACGUGAUUUCGGUCCUCGUUUAUUUACCGCGAUUGCAGGUUGGGGUAUGGACGUCUUUUGGAUAAACGGAUAUUAUGCCAUUGUGCCCUUGAUAGCACCACUUUUAGGAGGGCUUGUAGGAGGCUUUGUAUAUAUCCUUUUUAUAGAUUAAAGAUAGCAGGUGUAUAUCUUUUUAUAAAUUAUUUUUUUUUAUAUAUCUCCCUUCUCCUGCUUACCAGGACUUUAUACAUUUAUGUAUAUGUAUUUUAAUCAUAUCCAAUGAUGGUCAUUGUAUUAUUCCACACACACAAAAAAAAAGUGUCGUUUAAUAAAACAAAAUAUGAAAACUUUAUUAAUAAAUUUUGCAUAUUUUUUUUUUUAAAA
Cokeromyces recurvatus is the source of this 1281-nucleotide messenger RNA. RefSeq names its product aquaporin-like protein. The transcript is spliced from 6 exons. Gene Ontology annotation, cellular component: plasma membrane. Gene Ontology annotation, biological process: glycerol transmembrane transport; water transport. Gene Ontology annotation, molecular function: water channel activity; glycerol channel activity. Lineage: Eukaryota; Fungi; Mucoromycota; Mucoromycetes; Mucorales; Mucoraceae. The coding region runs from base 113 to 1069 and encodes 318 amino acids. The record is from RefSeq and is a predicted model, not a curated record.